AACCCAACCAGGUAGAUAGCCCGAAUUCCGAUGAGGCGAUUGCGUCCUCUUCGUGCCGCUUCGGCAAUCGGCACCCUGCUCCUACUCGAUCUGUAUAGGCCUAUAGCACUCCCUCCUCCCGCCGCCGGCCCUAGCUGCAUUCCCCUGCCCUUCCCCUUCAAAUUUCAAUCCAAGUCACUACUCGGGGCUCCGCGGCGCGUGCAGAUGGAGCCAGGCGUCGCACGGCGGGGAAGCUAGGCUCCCGAACGAACGGCGCCGGCGAGGCUGCUGCGAUCUUCGGCGGUUCGGUUCGGUUCGAUUUGAUCCCAUUCUUCGCUCCGGCCAAAAGCUCUCGCAGGUAGAAUCGCUGCGAUGUUAACGAUCCUUGGUGAUUUGGUUGCUGGUUUGUCAAAAUCUAGUAGCGUGCAGUUAGCGAUAGUAUGAACCUAACUAGCCAGCCAUGGCACACCAAGUGUUGGACGAUUUGCGUGAGGGUAAUUAGCCUGCCCAUUCGAGUCGCUUAAUUCCGCUUACUGUCCAUUUCUGUCAGUACUCAGCAGUGGUAGCGAGAAUUAUUACUCCUAUUAUUUUUGGUUCUUACUUAAUGUUUCUUCUUGAAUUAUUGCGUUGCACUAGUAGUUGUAACUAUGGGUGGCUUAGUGCUGAAAAGGGUUUUGUGCCCAAUAUUGCUUUCAGCUCCCACGUUCGUUUUGUGCCGAAUUAAUGUGGCAGGGGUACCACCACUCACUAUAUAUGGUUGCACAUUUAGAGAAGGAAUUACUAUAAAACAAUUUGUAUGUGUACAACUGUACAUAUAGUGGGGUAUGAAGAAGCUACGAGCCAAAAUUUAGCCAGAAGUGCGACCAUUUGUGUAAAAUUUUUGGGAAAAAGAGAGCUCAACAUCAUCGGUUUUAGCAUCAUACAUAAUGCAAAUAUGAGUAUUUUGUUAAACAUUUGGGGAAAAGAUAAAAAACAAAUUAUAUGUGUACAUCGUGGUAUGAAGAAGAUACAUGCCAAAUUUUAGCCAAAAGUGCAACCAUUUGUUUGAUUAAAAAAUAAAACAUUGGUCUAGAACAUCAUAGCAUCAUACAGCAUGCAAAUAUGUGUAUUUCUGCUGAUAAUUUGCAGGUUCAUGAUUCCUGCCGCAAGUUUAAAUAUUGAACAUUUCGAGAGAAAACAUAAAACGAUUUAUAUGCGUAUAUUGUGGUAUAAAUUAAGAAGUUACAUGCCAUCAGUUAGCCAAAAGUUUGACCCUUUUGUUAACUAGUUUUUUUAGGUCUAAACAUUAUCCUUCAGAAAUCAUGGAAAAAAUGUAGGUUAAUGAUGCCCCUGACAAUUUGUUUCUGAAAUUUGGUGUGUGCAACAUACAAUUUCAAAGGGUGGUCUAUAGGGCACCAGUGCCAUAUAAUUUUUCAUGCAAAUCUGCUUUUGCAAAGAGAAUCACAUUUAUUUGAUCAAGAGUAUUCUUCAUGCCUCGCGUUAGAUCUGCAUGAGAUUUUGAAGCAUGGAUGAUGAUUUUGUAAGAGCUGAAGCUCUGCAGCUUGAAGAGGUCAUCCGACUCUCUGCAACACCUGGAACACCAUGUGCGGUUUGCAGACUGAUGAUUGUAUCGAUGGAAGCAUCAUGGAAGGCUGAAAACUGUGAUCAUGUCAUCUGUAUCGGUUGCUUCGCCAAAUACACAACUGAGAUGGUGGCCACAGAGAUGCCCAUUUGCCCGGUUGCUUCUUGCAAAAAUCUGUCCAGGUUAAAGAUACAUGAAGUUAUUGAUGUAGAUGAUGAUGGCAGCUUGACCGCCAUCAAAGAGAUACACACCAACAGAGGGAAGAAAUCAGAGUAUGGCGAGAUUGGGCAGUGUUCCCGCGGCACUAUGAUCUGUUCGGUUUGCAAGCUGAUGAUAGGAUCACCGGAAGCAUCAUGGAAACCUGAAAACUGUAAUCAUGUCAUCUGUAUUGGUUGCUUCGCCAAAUACACAACUGAGAUGGUGGCCACCGAGAUGUCAAUUUGCCCGGUUGUUUCUUGCAAAAAUCGGUUCAAGUCAGAGAUACAAGAAGUUAUCGAUGUAGACGAUGAUGAUGAUGUUCAUGAUAGCAGCUUUAUCGCAAUCAAAGAGAUAGAUAAUGGCAAAGGGAAAAAACAAUGCUACGACGUGCUUGAAGAGGUUGCCCAAAGUUCCCGUGGUGCGAUGAUCAUUGACAACUUCUACUGCACCAUCUGCAUGGAGGCAUUGCCGAUCAUAGAAUGUUUCCCCAUUGGCGGGUGCACGCACGCCUUCUGCAUGAGUUGCGUGAGGCAGUACAUCACUGCAAAGGUCGAAGAGAACGUGCUCUCCAUCGGCUGCCCUGACCCGGGCUGCAAGGACGGCGCGUUGCACCCAGAGGCGUGCCGUAACUUUAUUGCGCCUCAGCUGUUUCAGAGGUGGGGCGCAGCGCUCUGCGACAUGGCAAUCGGAGCGCUCAAGUUCUACUGCCCCUUCAAGGACUGCUCGGUGAUGCUGGUUGAUGACCAUGUCGACGGGGACGAGGCCAUAACGAACGUGGAGUGCCCUCACUGCAGUCGGAUGUUCUGCGCGCAGUGCAAGGUGCCGUGCCAUGACGGCAUCGACUGCGCCCAGUUCCAGCGGCUUGGCAAGGACGAGCGCGGGCGGGAGGAUCUGCAGCUGAGGAAAGUCGCGCACGAGAGCAAGUGGCAGCGGUGCCCCAAGUGCAAGAUCUACGUCGAGAGGGUAGAAGGUUGUGUGUACAUCGUCUGCAGGUGCGUGCACUGCUUCUGUUACCUGUGCGGCUCCACAAUGGUGAAAGGCAACCACCAUUGCAGUAAGUGCAAGCGUACAUGGUGAUUGGUGAAUGAUCUGAAGAUACAAAACCGCUGUUUGCUGGAAGGAUGAAAUCAUGUCUAUAAAAGCUGGAGACUACUAUUAGUCUGAUUUAGUUAGCAUUAAUUAACUAGCUCGUGCAGCUCUGAUGCCGAAUUGGCAAUCGACCUCAGAAGAGUAGCACCUAUUUGAGCUCCAUUAGUAAAAGGUCACAAGCGUGUUCUCUUGGAAAUUGACGUCACAGGAGUAGGAUUAAUUCUCAUUCUCAGGCUUGUGGACGUGUGUUUUGGGGGUACAGAUGAAUGAGCUGAUGAAAACUUUGUUCUUUAAGGAACUAUUAGAGCAUGAGCAAUGUGGCCUUCGCUAGAAAAUUUUCAAGCAAGGGAUGCUAAGAAAGAAAAGAUGUUCCGACGUAGUAGACUCACUUGUGGAGCCCACCGAUCAAAUGAAAAAAUAGAAUCACAUGACUUUUAUCCAAA
Molecule: messenger RNA, 3270 nt
Organism: Brachypodium distachyon (stiff brome)
Lineage: Eukaryota; Viridiplantae; Streptophyta; Magnoliopsida; Poales; Poaceae
Product: potential E3 ubiquitin-protein ligase ariadne-1
Exons: 3
Coding region: 1484-2815 (443 amino acids)
Biological process (GO): protein polyubiquitination; ubiquitin-dependent protein catabolic process; positive regulation of proteasomal ubiquitin-dependent protein catabolic process
Cellular component (GO): cytoplasm; ubiquitin ligase complex
Molecular function (GO): zinc ion binding; ubiquitin protein ligase activity; ubiquitin conjugating enzyme binding
Source: RefSeq, a predicted model, not a curated record